Cordyceps fumosorosea ARSEF 2679 is the source of this 5604-nucleotide messenger RNA. Its product is annotated as Homeodomain-like protein. Bases 1 to 5604 code for a protein of 1867 amino acids. The record is from RefSeq and is a predicted model, not a curated record. Gene Ontology annotation, cellular component: Set3 complex. Lineage: Eukaryota; Fungi; Ascomycota; Sordariomycetes; Hypocreales; Cordycipitaceae. Gene Ontology annotation, biological process: regulation of transcription by RNA polymerase II. The transcript has 2 exons.
AUGCGUCGUGACCCCCCGCGGGGGCCCAAGGCUCUCAUCGACGGGCCAAGCGGUCCCCGUGGUGGCUUUGGAGGAGACUUCCGUGGCGGUCGCGGUCGCGGCAGGGGCCGCCCCUGGCCGGCUCGCGAUGACAGCAGAGAGCGGGGCAGGGAGAGGGAUAUCGAUUUUCGCGAACGUUAUCGCGACGAUCGAAGCCGCGACCGCGACAGAGACCGCGACCGCGACAGGGAUAGAGACUGGCGCGACCGAGAUUUUGCCCGCAGACGCUCCCCUAUCGGACGACCCAGAUCACCCAACCGAGACUUUCGAGAUCGUGACCGCGAUGCACCACCCCCUGUAGAUGUUGAACGACCUCGUCGGGGAUCUCGCGACGCUGGCCCCCCAUCGGCUGGAUCUGCUGCCUCCGACCCGCCCUUUGGUGGCCCUCCUUUCGCUCGUGGAGGCGGCUUUAUGAGAGGUCGCGGCAGAGGGGCCAGGGGCGAUUGGGGCCCUGACCGAGGCAGAGGCCGCACUCCUUACGAUGACCGCAAUGAUCGUUAUCCCCGAAGCCGGUCUCAGGAGGGCCGCUGGGGUAGGGAUCGCGAUGAUCGAGACAGAGGAGACCGCUAUCCCGAAGAUAGCCGCCGAGAUAUUCGUGAUGACCGUGACCGGCUUGAUAGAGAACACCUUCGCGGCAAACCCGAUACCCGUACGCCUAACCCUGCAGAGUCGACACCACAAUCCCGCGACGUUUCUCCCCCACCCGUCGCGCCCUCUGCCCCAGCAUUUGGCUCCGUUCCAAACAGAGGAUCAAUGUCUGUGGACAGCUCCGGCAAACCGCCUUCUAUGCCUCGUGCACACAGCGAUCGCCCACCUUCCUCCGGCCACUUGGGGCCCGAGAGUCCUUCCUUGAGCUUGCGCGGCCCUCCCCCAGGUCCCGGUCGACAUUUCGGUAGAAGAAUACCCGAAUCACCGAAGGCUAUGCGAUCGCAAACGUUUGCGUAUGGAGGAGACUAUUCUGAGCAACGACGCCCCCGUAGCAGCGGGGCAAACUCUGAAUCUGUCACUGGCACGGACAACCGAUCGCGGUCCAAUUAUAGCGCCGAACCAGGCGAGAUUGUUAAGAGCGAAAAUGAGAUGCAUGAUGCCAAACCGCCAGCAGCCGAUCUGGAUGAAGGCGAGCUUCCGCAGGACGAAACACCAGCCGCUCAGAAGCUUGACACUAAGCCAGUGCCACCACGCAAUAUGCGGAAGCGCAAGCGACCCGUCGUAGGUGUUGUUCGAUUUGGUCUCCCACCGAAAGCUUCAAAAGACGACGACUCCGAAUCCGACGACGAUGAGGACAUGGCCGACUACUUUGACAUGGAGAUCAGCAAAACUGAAUCCGAAUUGAGCAAACUCCAGAGGCCAGGCUUGCCACUUCAAGUCCUUGCGCGCUAUGCUUCUCUUUCCCAUGGCUCUAUGGUCAAGAUACUGAAUGACGGUGAAGAACUAAGCAAGAUGGUUGGCAAAUCGCCGGAAGAUGUCUCAACCGCCUCUACAAGCGAAGAGAAGCAGGCGGCUGGGCCCAUUCAGGAGGAUCCCGGUGUAACAGAACCACAAUCGAAGCCAGAAGAGGACAUUCACAUCGUUGGCGACGUUCUGGUCGCGUCAGAGACGCAUGAGCCACCUGUCCUGCCCGUGACUGAAACUCUAGAGACUGCGGUCAAAACGAGGGAGCCAGAGCCAGAGCCGAAGCCGGAGCCGGAGCCGAAAGCAGAGCCGGAGUCGGUGCCAAAGCCAGAGCCAGAGCCAGAGCCAGAGCCGGGGCCGGAGCCGGAGCCAGCGCCGGAGCCAGAAGUGGAAACGGAGCCGGAGACGGAACCGAAGUGGGAACCAAAGUCCCAGCCGAGGCUUGAGCAGCCAGCUAUCGUCCCGCCGCCGGCUUCUGAGACCGACAAACCUACAAAGGAACCUGAGCUCGAACCCGAACCUGAAGUCAACGGAAGCGUUCAAGCUAUAAACCUGAAUCCCGAAGAGUCUGAGACUAUCGAACCUCCAGUGCCCAUGGAAACAACCGAGACGAGUUCAAAGGUCCCCAGCACACCAUCUCAGGUUGCGGAUGAUGAGACCGAAUCCGAGGACGACGUAUUACUGGAUGUCAAUGCAAUCCGUCAAUACAUGGCCACUCCUCCGCCCGACAGCUUGCCGAAUUUUUCGACAAAGCCCUGGGAUAAAGACACCGAGUUUUUGGCAAAGCUUAACACUGACCCUGAGACCGACAGCUAUGUAGCACAGCACAUGAGUAAAGUGCAUCUGGAUACAGACCAGGAGGAAAACGAGCAGCGCCAUGUGUACGCUGACAACUAUAUGCACUACCUCGAAUUCACCACCUCCAGCGAUCCGGUUGCAGUCAAGAGCCGAGACAAGUUUUCCGUUACGAUGCCCAUCCCGGAACCUGCAACCGCUGCGACGCCUGAACCUAGGCCAGAGGGUCGUACCUCGGGGCGCCGCUUCGCAUCUGAGCGAGAUCUUGAGCGAGUUCUCCAGGCCUCGAUGCGUGAAGACGAGGAGCGAAAGGAGCGAGAACUACGAAUACAAAAAGAGAAGUACCGCAGCGAGAAAGAGGCCGAUAUUCCUAGCAUGUACUGGAACGCAGAAGAACGCCAAACGGUGCAGUUCUGGGACCACUCGGGAUAUGUUCCCCAAGACAGGCUAGUGUCUGCUUGGCAGGUUCUUGCGCCGGCGAACAACUUUACUCCCGAAGAAGCAGAGCUUUUCGAGAAGCGAUACCUGGAACACCCUAAGCAAUGGGGCAAGAUUGCGGAAGUUAUCCCCAAUCGCGACUUUGGUACCUGCAUCCAGUAUUACUAUCUCAUGAAGAAGGACCUCAAUCUUAAGGAGAAGCUGAAGAAGCAGCCCAAAAGACGCAAGAAGGGCCGAGGCAAGCAGCGAUCCAGUGCCCUGGUGUCUGAGCUUGGCAAUGCCGAUCCUGAGACAGAAGACAAUCAGGAAAGCGGCGAGAAUGGUGAGAGACGUCGUCCAAGGCGCGCUGCUGCCCCGACCUGGGGCUUUGAGCAACCGCCCAUCGAUCCUGACAAUUCUACUCCUGCCUCAACUCCGGGGCGCCGUGGCCGAGGCGACGGGGAGAAGGCUGACGGCAGGAGGCGAGGCAGAAAGUCUGCGAAGGAAAGAGAGAAGGAGAAGGAAGCGAAAGAGAAGAAGGCAAAUCAGUCGUUGUCUGCCGCAUCAACUCCUGGGCCCAGCAAGGGACGGCCACGAUCGUCUUCACGUAUGCCCGACGGUCCCGCACAGGCACCCAACGAAAUUCAUCCCGCGAUACCGAAUUUCGAGCAGGCUAUUCCAUCUGGCAUUCAGCCGCCAUUUUCUGUUCACUCGCAACCAAUGACCCCCAUCGAUAGACAGCAGACGCCGGUGGCACCCCCUCCCAUGGCGGAGGUGUUAUCCGCGCCAUCUCUUCGACCAGAGCCGCCGCCACCGCCGCCGCAGCCAGCCAUGGCAACGUUCAAUCUGUCGCAGUCCAGCCAGGAUCGUAAGGCGGCUACGCAAGCAUCCAGUUACUGGAGUGUAUCCGAAUCAAAUGACUUUCCCCUACUGCUCGCUGCAUUUGGAUCUGACUGGAACGGCAUUGCGAACCACAUGGGAUCCAAGACCGCCGUCAUGGUAAAAAAUUAUUUCGUUCGCCAGAAGGACCAGAUCAAGCCCGAACUGGAAGCUAUUGUGAAUGACGCAGAUGCGAAGCGAUUGCGAGGCGAGAAACGACCCGAGCCACCAAUGCCCACCACAGGUGGCCGUGGAAGACGAUACGAUGUACUGCCACCUGCCCCUGGACGUCCCGGGCCCUUUGGAGUGCCACAGGGAAUUGAAAUGCACAAUGAGCCGCCGGCGCCGGCGCCCGUCAAACAGGAUGUUGGGCAGCCAGGCCGUGCGCCGGGAUAUCCCACCUACGGGGUGCCGAUUGCAAAGGCGCCCGCACAGGGUCUUGGGCCGCCUGCAGGGCAGCCCGUCGGCGCCCAAGCGGCGCCACCGCCAGUCGGCCCGCCGCUUUCUCCCUCCCGCACUGGACGUGGACCCCCGCCUGCCUUUGGUUUCCCUGAUCGUGAGCGAGAUGUUCGCGGGUCCUUGGCGCCGAAAGCACCUGUUUCUGGCAGUCCGGACAUCCGAGAUCAGCGAGUUUUGCACGAGCGCCAGAAAGCCGACAUGGCGCUGCGCGAUAGUCACAUGCGAGACCGAGACCGAGACCGGGAUCUUGGUCGUCAGCCGAUGCACGUGAAGCAGGAAGAGAUGCCGCCCCAACAUAGCGUCUACGAGCCCUUUGGCCAUCGCCAACAACCGAGCCUUGGGCAAGUCAGAGGCGAUCCGUUGUCGCUCGGAAGACCUGCAACGACAGAACCGCCGCGCAAUUAUGGACAGGGACCACAGCCUGGGCGAGGGCUCCUUGGCGAUCCUGGCCCAGGCCACUCACCCCCGAUGUCAAGGCCGAUGUCGACCAUGGGAUCACGGCCACCAUCUGGCGAGCUUUACCCUCCCCAUCCUCCUCCGCAAUCGCGUACUCCCGUUCCCGCCGGCGGCCUAGCGAAGCCCUCUGAACCCCGUAAGACGUCUAACAUCAUGUCUCUGCUGAAUGACGACCCUCCACCAGCGCCAAAGCGUGUCAACGAAGUUUCGGCUAGGGCUGUCGCGACGCCGCCGCCACAGCCCAUGUCGCGUCCGCCCCCCGCACAGCAGCCUGCUGCACCCUUACGCCGCGAACCAGAGCCGGCGUACCAUUCUUACGGCCGAAACCCUCCUCCUGCAGCUGCUCCUACAGGCAUGCCUUCGCUCAAGCCCUCGCAGCCUCCGCCAAUGCCAGGAUCGCGGAUGACAAUGGAUGCUCAACCUGAGCGUGAUUAUUAUAGGCCUCACGGUUACCCUUCCGUGCCGCAGAAUACAGCGACAAACUCGCCGCCGACUGCGCCUCAUCGGUAUGCUCCUCCGCCGUCGCAGACAUAUCAGCCCCAGCCCGGCUACCCGGCCCAGUACGGCUCCGCGCCACCUCCGCAUGCAGCAUCACCUCCUCCUCAGUAUUCAGGCCAUGGCCCUCCUAGAGGGAGAGAUCAUGGCCCUCCACCACCGCAGAAUGUGCGAGACUCGGGCUGGCCAACACACCAGCAGCAGCCUCCAGGUAACGGAUGGCAGCAGGCCCCCGGACCUAAGGCGUCACAGGGGCCGCCGCCACCGCAGUCAUGGUCCCCUGCACCACAGCAGUCGCAACCGCCGCCUCACCCUCACGCCGUUAGGGACGAGCGAGUGUACGGAACGCAGCCGAUGCAAAGUCGCUACGCACCGCCGCCAGCAACAACACGGGGACCCGACCCAGGUCCGCCGCCGCCCCAGGCAUCCUACAACCGCUACUCGUCGACGCCGGUGCCUCGUGAUCCGAGAGAGAUGCAGCCGGGCCGAAGCUAUACACCAGUUAGCUAUGACGCCAGAGGACCGCCGCCGCAGCAGCAGCAUCCUCCUCCGCCUGGCCCCGGAGGCUAUCCGCCGCCGGAGUUGCGGGAUACAAGAGAUCCGCGGGAGAUGAUGUCUAGAGGCUUGCGACCUCAAGAGUAUGAUCGACGCCAGGAUCAAUAUAGACGAUGA